AUGGCGGUCAAUCAACAUUUAUAUUCAUCGGACGAUGACUCGUCCAGCCCAGCCCGCCCCCCUCAUGCCACUAUCGACACCCUCCCUUUAUACCGUCCGAACAUGAACGAUUCGGACGGCUCCGAUCUCGAGGCUCUACCAUCACCCCCUUCAAAGAUUAGAACCACUCAGCCCACUCAGAUUCUGCCGCAUCCCCACCCAUCCUCCCCGGACAUGCCCUCUUCUCCUCCAAAACGACCAGUCGUCCAAGUCGCCGCUUCUUCUCCCUCUGCUCCUCAUGCUACAACUCGUAAACCUGGUGGCAUUCUAGCCAGUCUCAUGGCCCCGGCUGGAACCACGUUCCGUCGACCUCUGGCUCCACCUCAACCCAAGAAGAUGACUCCAAUCACAAUCGACAGCGAUGAUGAUGGUCCUGUCUACGGCGGCAGCUCAUCUGAUGAGAGCGGGUCUCGCCCCCCAAAGAAUGAUAUCAAGGCUUCCACGUUUCGCAGCGCUGGACAUGCAGACAAGAUCCUUGAAUCUCCUACAGGUCAGGCUGAUGCUCUUGGUAGAUUCAGAAGCAUCACCGCCAAUUCUAUGUAUGUUCCCUCGCCAAACUCCUCUGUCACAUCUACAUCCUCCAAACGUUCGGCCGAUCUCAAUGCUUCCGCCUACGGCAACGUCUCCAAGAAGCCACGCCAAACCAUGCCUUCUCGAGCAAUCCCUGUCUCACCUCCAAAGGAGCCUCCUGUCUUUUCCGUCGAUGACAUUCUUGAUUAUAACAUGCGUCAAAAGACUAAGCGACUCUCUUCGAUGAUCCAGGGACUUUCUGAGCGAGAGUGCUAUGGAAUCCUCAAGGCUAAAGGGGGGAACUAUGACGACGCUGCCGCAGCAGCCCUCCUCCUGAGCGAGAAAAGACACCCAGCCACUCAGAAGCAAUCUGCCCAUCUAACGAUCUCAGAUGAUGAACUCAUGCCUACCCCGGCUGCCAUUACCAAGAGAUCCAAGGUUGAUCCGGUCGUCCCUACUCGACAGCAAGCCAAAGCACCGCAAAAGUCCAUUGCAGAAAAAUGGAACGCUAGUCAGCAUUUUCGAUCGGACAGGAUCAUCAACGUCUUUGAUACUCCCCAACCUCAGGCCAAGAAAAGGACUCUAAUGCGUGGAAGAAAGCGCACCCCGUCUCCAUCUUCACCGUCUCAAGAGCACAAACCUGCACUACCAGCCAUCCAGGUCAUCGAUUCCGAUGAAUCAGACGCACAACCAUCAGCUCUCAACUCUGAGGCUGAGUUCGACCUCACCUUCUCCUCUCGAGUCCUUACCUUCUUCAACACGUGCACGGUUGGCGACCUCGUCGACAUUGCUUCUCUGUCCACAACUUUGGCAGAACAUCUUGUUGCUCAGAGACCUUUCAAAUCCCUCAGCAACGUUCAACAAGUCCAAGAUCCAAAUCUGAAGCCUACAAAAGGCAAGAGAAAGACCGCCCCAAUCGGCGAGAGAAUUGUUGACAAGGUCGAGGACAUGCUGAACGGCUACGAGGCUGUUGAUUUCCUGGUCAAAAAAUGUCAGACCUUGGCCAAGCCUCUGGCACAAGCAAUGAAGACAUGGGGUAUAGAUUUGUUCGGCUCAACCACACCCCCUGGCGAGCUAGAUUUGGUCUCUCUGCACGAAACUCGACGAUCCCAUGAUUCUGGGAUCGGAACUCCCAUGAGCGAAGAGGACUCGGAUCUCAUUCAGCGCAAGCCAUCAAACUACAUCGAACAACCUGCCAUUAUGUCUUCCGAGAUCAAGAUGAAAGACUAUCAGGUCGUUGGGAUCAAUUGGUUGAACUUGUUGUACAGAAAUGGUCUGAGUUGCAUUCUGGCAGAUGACAUGGGUCUCGGCAAAACUUGUCAGGUCAUUGCCUUCCUGGCGUAUCUAUUCGAAAGAGGCCGAAAAGGUCCACACCUUGUGGUCGUUCCAGCUGCCACUCUGGAAAACUGGCUGAAAGAGUUCAAGCGUUUUUGCCCAACCUUGACGGUUGCCGCCUACUAUUCAACCGUCCCUGGAGAGCGCGGUGUGAUGCGAGACAACUUGGACAGUGCUCGAGAGGAGACCAAUGUCAUUGUCACAACUUACACUCUAGCCAAAGGCAAAGAAGAUGCGCCCUGGCUGCGAAACUAUGGCUUCGAUUGCACCAUCUAUGAUGAAGGCCACGUCUUGAAGAAUGCUCAAUCUCAAGUCUCUCAGAAGUUGGUCAGGAUAAAGUCGAAUUUUCGCUUAUUGUUGACGGGAACGCCACUACAGAAUAAUCUCAAAGAACUCACCAGUCUCUUAGGCUUCCUCAUGCCUUCAGUAUUCAAGGAGAAAGAAGAAGAUUUGCAGAUGAUCUUCUCCCACACGAUCAAGGCCAUGGGGACCAACCAUGAAGCACUAUUGUCUGCCCAGCGUAUCAGCCGAGCAAGGAGCAUGCUUACCCCGUUCAUACUGAGACGAAAGAAGGCUCAGGUCUUGAAGGACCUACCAAAGAAAGAGCGCCGUGUUGAGUUCUGUGAAAUGUCACCAGAACAGACUGAAAUAUACCAGUCGUGGCUUGACAAAGCACAGGACAUCCAGGAUCGCCGAAGUCGAGGCGAGAACAUGACACAAGAGUCCACCAACUUGCUCAUGAAGCUGAGACAGGCUGCCAUACAUCCCAUCCUAUUUCGCCGUCAAUAUCCAGAUCAGAUUCUCCCCAAGAUUGCCAAACAAUGCCUCAAGGUCGAUAUCUGGCGGGAAUCUAACCCGCAGCUCAUUGUCACCGAAUUGCAAGCGUAUUCAGACAUGGAAAUCCAUACUUUAUGCAAUCAGCACCAACAACUUGAACACUUUGCAUUCAACAAUGGCGAGUGGCUUGCUAGUGGCAAGGUUCAGAAAAUGCUGGAACUCCUUCGGAAAUACAUGUCUGAAGGACAUCGAACUCUGAUCUUUAGUCAAUUCGUCAUGGUCCUCGACAUUCUCGAGCUUGUUUUCGAGCGUGAGGCCAUUGACUAUUUCAGACUCGAUGGUACUACUAAGGUUUCAGAGCGACAAGACCUGAUUGAUGAGUUUUCCGCUGACGACAAUCACACUCCUGUCUUCAUGUUGAGCACCAAAGCUGGCGGAGCUGGAAUAAAUCUUGCCAAGGCCAACAAAGUGAUUGUCUUCGACAGCGGCUUCAACCCGCAAGAUGACAUUCAGGCUGAAAAUCGAGCGCAUCGAAUCGGUCAGCAGAAAGAGGUUGAAGUUGUGAGGCUGGUCUCUCGAGGCACUGUCGAAGAGCAGAUCCAUUCCAUGGGUCUUGCCAAGCUCAAGCUCGAUGAACAGGUGGCAGGUGAUGGUACCGAGGAACCCACCAAUACCUCAGACGACAAGGGCGAAACGAAAGAAGAGGAAGAGGGGAGGAUGGCUGUCGAGCAACUCUUCUUCGACAGACUCAAAACCGUUCCAUUGGCCGAGAUCAAAGCUGAGAUUACCAGUCCCGAGAAAGCUGUGAAAAGGCCAGGCAGUGUCGGAAAGGGGACAGUCAAAGGCAAGUCAGAAGAUGGCAAUCCAGCAAUGCCUCAUAGGAGGAACUCAAGUGUCGAGUUACCAUCUCGGACGAAGAAGAGUCGAGGAAGGAUUUCGAAGCGGGGCUAA
This is a messenger RNA of Exophiala mesophila, 3612 nucleotides long. RefSeq lists its product as uncharacterized. Bases 1 to 3612 code for a protein of 1203 amino acids. Gene Ontology annotation, cellular component: nucleus. The transcript has a single exon. NCBI's taxonomy places the organism in Eukaryota, Fungi, Ascomycota, Eurotiomycetes, Chaetothyriales, Herpotrichiellaceae. Gene Ontology annotation, molecular function: ATP binding; DNA binding; chromatin binding. The record is from RefSeq and is a predicted model, not a curated record.